UUUCAAGGCAAAAAUCGUGAUAAAACUUUAUUUACAAUUUAUAAAUUUAUCUAAAAAGCACGAGAAACUCUCUUUAGGUCAUGAAAGAUUUAACGAUAAUUACUGUAAAUACUAAUAUUUACUGUAAAUACUAAAAUUAUUGUAAGAAUACAAACAUGGACUUCAGCUCAUUGAAUCCCUACACUUCGAAUGCCCUUAACUUUGCAGCUAGAAACAACGACGCUAAAGACGUGGAGAGAUUGCUUAAGAAAAUAAAUCCAAACUGUAUAGACAACAGAGGCUGGACCUGUCUGCACGAAGCGGCUGCGAACGACAGCUACGAGAGUCUGUUACUUAUCCUCAAACACAGAGGUACCAGGCCCUUAGCGGAGACUCAUGAAGGUCACACCGCUCUAUAUCUCGCCUGUAGAUACAAAAGCUCCUUAAAAAUAAUUGAAGCUCUCCUAGAGAGUGAAUCUGAUAUAGCCAACUAUGGCAGUACUGAAGGGCUCACUCCCUUGCACAUGGUGAGUUCACAAGGAAGACUGGACGUUAUGCAGAUGUUAAUAGACUAUGGAGCCAUGGUGAAUGUCCAAGACUUCGAUGGAGACACUCCUCUGCAUGACACAGUAGCCAAUUCACAACAUGAAGCUGUUAACUUAUUAUUGCAUGCUGGUGCAGAUCCAGAAAUAAAAAAUGAAAAAGGAUACACUCCAUUGCACCUAGCCUGCUACAAUGGUUGUUUACAGACCAUACAUAACUUAUUUCCUUAUGUAGAUAAUGUAAAUCAAGUAGCCAGUAAUGGAGAAAGUCCACUAACGUUAGCAAUACAAGGAUGUAACUAUGAUAUUGUGAAAUAUUUAUUGGACAAUGGUGCAGAUCCACAUGUGAAGAAUAUUCACAAUGAAACUCCACUAAAGGUGGCUUUAAAUGUGUCACAUAGCGAAAUAUUCAAAUUAAUAUUAACCAUAACAGAUAUUAACAAGAUUGAACCGAACAUUGUUCUCUAUGCUUGUAAGCCUCACUACUUUAAGUUUGAGAUAUUAGAGAGCCUACUAAUGCACAACUUAGGGCCAGAAUUCUUUGAUUUCUAUGAACAGUUUCAUGUCACAUUGGAAAAGAUAGGCGAAUACAGGCCUACAUAUCUUACAAAUGCACCAUUAAACUCCUUACUAAAUAUUGGUGAAUACAUAUUUAACCAAUCUCCGGAUAAAUUUAUAGAAUUCUUUUAUUUGUUUUUAAUGAGGGGACUGAGUGUUAAUGCCAUAAAUGAUUGUGAAUGUCCUCCGAUUGUUUACAUUCACUACUGUAUGCAUAGCAAAUUAUUUGAACAGGUAUUCUCUUUACUCAUAGAAAAUGGCUGCAAUGUUGACUAUUCUAGUGCAACAGAGAAACAUAAUAGAGAAGGGUAUAUGCCAGAUGCAUUCUUAGCGUCGCUUACAUCAGAUCCGACUACGGCACCACUCAUGAUGCCUUAUAGCCUUUAUUGUGAUCCGGAAUACUUUCUAAAAUUUGCCUGCCAAUAUGGUGUUUUAGUUAGGAUACCAGAUAAUGCCCAAGAACAAAUUGUGUCCAUGAUAGGUGUAAGUCCAGAAGAUGUAAAAGCAGAUACGCUUUGCAACAUAGUUCUGCCAUUACAACAUUUGUGCAGACAGAAAAUUAGAUCCAUCAUAAGAAGCACAACUAAAGAUUGGUCUACUCAAUCAUUUUUCAGUUCUCUCAAUCAACUUAAUAUACCACAAAUUUUAAAAGAUUAUAUUAGAUAUGCAAAUGAAUUGUGAUAUUAAAACUAGAAACUAGUCAAUCAAACUAGACUUAUAUUUAUUAUUCUUGGAAUACAAGUGAUAUUCAGCAGCUUUAUGCCCUUAGCACAAAUUAAUAUGUAAUGAUUGUUGUUAUGUUAAUAAGUCACAUAUAAUGUUAGUAAGUACAUAAUAUUUGAAGCUUGCUAAGGAUCAUGAAGACAUUUUGUCAGUGAAGAUAAUAAUUGAAACACAAGAUUGAAAUAUAUGUAUUUGUUUUUAA
This is a messenger RNA of Aricia agestis (brown argus), 2004 nucleotides long. Its product is annotated as ankyrin-1-like. Bases 156 to 1760 code for a protein of 534 amino acids. NCBI's taxonomy places the organism in Eukaryota, Metazoa, Arthropoda, Insecta, Lepidoptera, Lycaenidae. Gene Ontology annotation, biological process: intracellular signal transduction. Gene Ontology annotation, molecular function: protein binding. The record is from RefSeq and is a predicted model, not a curated record. The transcript has 3 exons.